This is a messenger RNA of Phycodurus eques (leafy seadragon), 1875 nucleotides long. RefSeq names its product GDP-Man:Man(3)GlcNAc(2)-PP-Dol alpha-1,2-mannosyltransferase-like. Gene Ontology annotation, molecular function: GDP-Man:Man(3)GlcNAc(2)-PP-Dol alpha-1,2-mannosyltransferase activity. Gene Ontology annotation, cellular component: endoplasmic reticulum membrane. The transcript is spliced from 6 exons. Bases 196 to 1728 code for a protein of 510 amino acids. Lineage: Eukaryota; Metazoa; Chordata; Actinopteri; Syngnathiformes; Syngnathidae. Gene Ontology annotation, biological process: protein N-linked glycosylation. The record is from RefSeq and is a predicted model, not a curated record.
GCGGGGGUCUUUAGAUGUUACAUGUUCAGUUGUUACGAAUACCCCAUAAUGUGGCAUAUUUGACUUGAUAAUACGAUACACAUAAAUUUUAAUUUGUAUUCCAUUUGUCUAAAAUUAUUCCCGGUGCCUCGACUGUUUCCGUUAAUCACGUGACGUAAACAGGUCUCGGCGGUCCGCAAAGUCUCAGCUGUCAAGAUGGCGGAGCUCCACCAUCAUCACAAUUUCUCGCUGUGCUUCUGUGAUUUCGUGAGGCUGCUUUGGUCCUUGGUGGUCCCCUGCCUGGUCCUGAGCCUGCUGCUGACCCUGUUCCUUUUCCUGCUCCUGCUGGGGCUCCGUGCAUGGCUGCAGGGCCGCCGGAGAGCCCAGGCAAGCGGCCCUGCGGUGGCUUUCUUCCACCCGUACUGCAAUGCCGGCGGAGGUGGGGAGCGCGUCCUCUGGUGCGCCCUCAGGGCCCUUAUGCACCGGUAUCCCGACGUCUCCUUCGUGGUCUACACAGGCGACCAGGGAGUGACGAGUGCCCAGAUUCUGGAGCGAGCCCGGCAGCGCUUCGACGUCAAGCUGCCCCGGCCCGUCACCUUUGUCUUCUUGCAUCGCCGUGCCUUGGUGGAGGCCUCGUCCUACCCUCACUUCACCCUGCUUGGCCAGAGCGCCGGCUCUAUGGUCCUAGGCUGGGAGGCUCUUAUGGCGUUUGUCCCCGACGUGUGCGUGGACUCAAUGGGCUACGCCUUCACGCUGCCCAUCUUUCGCUAUCUGGGAGGCUGCCAGGUGGCCAGCUACGUCCACUAUCCCACCGUCAGCACCGACAUGUUGUCCGUAGUUCGGGAGAGGAACCCCAGGUUCAACAAUGUGGACUCGAUCAGCAAUAGCGUCAUGCUGAGCGCGGUAAAGGUUUUGUACUACUGCGUGUUCGCCAUCCUCUACGGGCUGGCGGGCUCCUGCAGCCACGUCAUCCUGGUCAACUCCACGUGGACGCUGGGCCACAUCCUAGCUCUGUGGCGCUGCCCGGCCCGCACUGCCGUGGUCUACCCACCCUGCAACGUAAAAGCCUUCCUGGACGCGCCACUGGGCCACCGGGACGAUGAGGGUGACAAAGACUGGGAGGAGCUGGGAUGUGAGGAGGAUGCGGGAAGGGACGGGAAGUGGCGCUCCAUCGUGUCGGUGGCACAGUUCCGGCCGGAGAAGAACCACCCGUUGCAGAUUCGAGCUUUUCGCAAGUUGCUGACCCGGAGGCCGGAGGAUUCUUCUCUGCGGCUGGUUCUGAUUGGCGGCUGCAGGGACCGCGAGGAUGAGGAGAGAGUGGUCUCCCUGCAGCAACUCUGCCAGGACCUGGGCGUGGAGGACCGCGUCCACUUUAAGCUGAACCUGCCAUUCAAGGACCUGAUGAGGGAGCUGGUGGAUGCCACCAUUGGCCUGCACACCAUGUGGAACGAACACUUUGGCAUCGGCGUGGUGGAGUGCAUGGCGGCCGGCACGGUGGUGCUGGCCCACAAGUCGGGCGGGCCCAAACUGGACAUCGUGGUCCCGUAUGAGGGCAUGCGCACGGGCUUCCUGGCCGACAGCGAGGAUGAUUACGCUGCCGCCAUGGACACCAUCCUGACGCUGACGCCGGAGCAGCGCGCGCAGAUCCGACGCAACGCUCGGCGCUCAGUGAUGCGCUUCUCAGACCAGGAGUUCCAGGCCUCUUUCCUGGCCGCAUGCGACUCGCUGAUGAGCCCGCUGGAGCGGUGAUUCAGGGAAAAGAUUAUGUCGUGAUGCCAAAGAAAAGGACAUAGGAUCAGUGGACGGCCAAUAGAAAUCAGCAUGACAAUAAGAAAAAAAAUCCACAGAGCGAAAAAAAAAAUGUCCAUGGUCACAUACAUGCAUGUGUAAUGUAUG